UCCAAGAGUUAGCUUCAGAGCCUUCAGUCCCAUUAAUGGAAACCGCUAAAGCUGGCGUGGGAGAAAACCCAUGUUCCAAAACAGACAGACUUGUAUUUGCUGCACAAAUCCUCUUCAGAAUUGCGGCGACCGGGACGGCAUUGGCCGCCGCAUGUGUGAUAUUCAAUGCAAAGCAAACCGUUGUUGUUAUGGGAAUGUCAUUUGAUGCUAAAUAUACUUAUUCUCCUGCUUUCAAGUUCUUCGCCUUGGCGAAUGCCAUUGCAUGUGGUUUCACUUUCCUCUCCUUGGUGAUGGCUAUGUUAUUUUCUCGCCAUGGAUUAACCGCUUCUAUCUACUUCAUCUUCUUCCUACACGAUCUGUUGAUGGUGUCUCUGAUGUUAUCCGGUGUGGUGGCGGGGACGACAAUCGGAGCGGUAGGCCGAGACGGAAACAGCAAGACGGGUUGGCUUAAAAUAUGUAAUCGAUUUGAGAAAUACUGCGGGCAGGUGAGCACUUCAUUGAUGCUGUCGUAUGUUGCAAUGAUUUGCUUGCUGGUGCUUACCAUCACCUCCGCCGCCAAGUCUAGAAAUUAG
This is a messenger RNA of Hibiscus syriacus, 572 nucleotides long. Its product is annotated as CASP-like protein 1F1. The transcript has 3 exons. The record is from RefSeq and is a predicted model, not a curated record. The coding region runs from base 36 to 572 and encodes 178 amino acids. NCBI's taxonomy places the organism in Eukaryota, Viridiplantae, Streptophyta, Magnoliopsida, Malvales, Malvaceae.